CAGAGAAAAGGCUUCAAGUGGAGCUUCAACAAUUGGUUUUUGUACACUUUUAAUGGGCUGUCUCAGACACCUCCUUAUUGUUAACAGACACCGUCCCUAAAUAGCACUAUUACAUGUUGCAUCAUUCUCUUUUGAACUGUAAGCAGAAAACCCCCUCAUCUAUCACCUCUUGACCUGUCACUGGCGCUCAGUGUCUGACACUCACACCUGAGCUAGACUUCCUGCUUUUGCACACUAAACAGAACUCUAACUCCCUGCUUAAGCAACAAUACUAAGGAAAAGGAAGUACCUCCCCAACAUACAGAAAAUAGAAAUACAUUGUCAAAACACAUCUGGACCACAGUAUUAUCCUAAUUUUUAUGACAGACCUCACAUACACAUUGUAGGAUUGAAACAUCUGUGGUGUGGUCCAUCGCACAGUGGUCCAUCAAUUGUAGCAUGGCAUCUAUUCUCUCCUGGCCAGCCUCCAUCGCACCCUUCUGUGCAGUCCACCUCUUGUCCAGGGCAGUAAGUGCAGCUUCAAAAUUGGGGUAUGCUGAGGUGCCUCGCUUCCUCUUCCUCUUCCUGGCCCUUGGAGCUGGACCAGUAGGUCAUAGGUUCAUGUCUGAGAUGGAGGAGUAGUAGGAGGUUGGGGGAAACUGGAUUCGAAGCUCGAGGUGCUGGUGAUGGUUGUGGUGUGGGUGUGGGUGGGGCUGGAGAGACGGAUGAAGUCAGGGUCACAGGGCUGGAGAAGGGGCCUUCUUCGGGGUCUGAAUCCAUUUCAUCAGAAGAAAAAAAAAUUAAAACAGUGUUAUUAUCCAAGAACUAACAAUACAAACAAAACACAUUUUACGUUAAUAAACCACAGAUCCUAAGUGGACUUCAGCAAAUAAAUAAAUAAAAUCUUGUAAACAAUGUGAAGCUUGUUGAUACAGCAUUUCUGCUAGAAAAUGUUGUAAUGUCAGUAAUGGUUGACCAGAUCUUUCAUGGGGGAUAUGAGAUAGUGGAUGAACCUAUGUAUUUGUGUGUGAUUAUCAUACCCAGCAUCACCACCAUGCUAAGUGUACCACCUCAUGUUGUUCAGAGACACGACAAUUCAUGUGUAAAACAACAUAGGACAUUAAUUAUUAUUAAUAUGGAUUAAUUUCUCGCUGACUAUGUUGUAAACAAAUGCACGUGGCCAGGACAAAGGGACUUGAAUAGUUUCCCACUGGUUCACAUCAAAUAGAUAAUUUUUAGAGGCAGUUUUAAGUUGUGAGAGAAAGAAAAAUUAAAUUAAAAAAAAAAAAAACAUAUGUUCGGGUCCUGUUCCAAAUAUGUCUAGUAUCUUUCUCUGUUGCUGUUUGGAGCAGUUGCCAUGGCAGCUCUGGUCACAACUUGAUGGCUUAGUUGUCUCUGGCCGAAGUCAUUUAUUUCGGCAGUCAAACCAUGGAUGUAUUAGAUCUUAGACCAAAGACUAUCUUUGCCUACACUCUUCACCCGUGAUUCUUUUUUUCUGAUACCAUUCAGUGUGACAGCUUAUUUACUGAUGCCCUUCAGUGUGAUAACUUUUUCCUGAUGCUGUUCAGUCUGGCAUUUUUUUUUCCCUCAGGCCGUUCAUUGUGAAAAGUUUUUUUAUGAUGCCUUUUAGUCCUAUAAUUUUUUAUGAGGCAGUUCAUUGUAACAAGUUUUUUUUCUUAGGCCUUUUGGUCCGACAACUAUUUUUUAUGUGGCUGUUUGGUGCAAGUGUGACAGAAGUUUUCCUGAGACCUUAUACCUUUUCAUUUGAGGUCUGAUCCUGAAGCCUGAUCCUGAGGAUGUCCUCAAAUGUACACGGUACAGGCGUCACUCAGCUAGACAGGAUCUGAUCAUUAUUAUUAUUAUUAUUAUUAUUAUUAUUAUUACAUCAUCUUUCUCUUUUCCGUCAUCUACUUUCUUCUUCUGACUACAGACUUACGGACUGUGAAAGUGACUUAAAUGGACUUUAUGUGUCCUUUAGUUUCUGACUAUAUCUCUAAAUGAACCAGUGAUGUUUAUGGCCUCACUUCUGCUCACUUGUAAAUUUCCCACAUCCUUUCUUGUUUCAGAUCGUAGCCGUUUCCCUGACCACAAGCGUCACACAUCCAGAAAUAUGUCGUUGAAGAUUCUGAAGAUGAUCUCUAUAGCCCUGUGCUUCGCCAGCAUUCUUGUGUUUUUAACAGGACUCACUGAGUUCAAUAUUCAGUUCUCUCUUGAUAAUCAAACCCUCUGUGGGACGUGUUUAUCCCCCAAAAAUCAGCUGUGCUUCCACCCCUUAAAACCCCCAGUUGAGCCGCUUUUGUCUGCGAACCACAACCUCUCAGAGGAUGAUUUCAACUGGUGGAAGCACUUACAGAAUGAAAAACGAGACUACAACACAUAUAAAAAAACAGUCAACAGCCUGUUUCGGACAUUCCCAACCAUCCUGGAGCCUGUAAAACUCAGCAGAGACAGCUGUAAGACCUGUGCUGUGGUGGGAAAUUCUGGUAACUUGAAGGGAUCACGUCGUGGACCUCAGAUAGAUUUCCAUGAUUACGUCAUCAGAAUUAACAGGGGUCGCACCAAAGGCUUCGAAGAAGAUGUCGGCACCAAAACAACUCAUCAGGUCAUGUAUCCAGAGAGUGCCGUGGAUUUAGACAACUCCACUCACCUUGUGUUGGCUCCAUUCAAGAUACUGGAUCUAGAGUGGCUCAGGAUGAGCAUGACAACUGGAUUUCAUGGAACGUCCUAUGCACCAGUUAAAUCAAAAAUAGCAGCCAACAAGGAUUUGGUGAUGGUGAUCAACCCGGCUUUCAUAAGAUACGCUCAUGACACGUGGCUGGGAAAGAAGGGCCGGUAUCCAUCCACUGGCUUUAUAACUUUGGCUCUUGCGCUGAACAUUUGCAAUGAGGUUCAUGUGUACGGUUUUGGAGCAGACAAGGAUGGAAACUGGAAUCAUUAUUUUGAGGCACUGAGUAACCAAGGACCUGGAAUACAUCCCGGACAACAGGAGUAUGAUGUUAUCCAGCAUUUAGAUGAGCAAAAACAAAUCUCCUUUUAUAGAGGGUGGUGAAUUCCUUUUUUUUUUUUUUUUUCAAAAUGAAUGACAUGCUGCUUUCUUUGGGAGAACACUACCAGAGUGGAAGGAAGAAAUAAAAGCUAAAUUAAAAGUGUAUCAGGUGGAAGUUUGUAUGAAAUGAAGCAAUUAUGCACGGUUUCAGGGUAUUCACUGUUUGUUUGUAUUUAUUUUUGAACACGGGAUGCACUUUUAUAGUAUUGAAGGGAAUUUACUAAUAUGUUGGAGAAAGUUUUGUUGAGAUACUGUGUAUAUGUGCUUGUCAAAGCUACUGUGAUUAACUCAUGUGAUAUGGUCACCCUUACAGUCUUCUCUCUACCCAAAUCUAAACAUCACAUCCACAUACAUCAAGACCAUAUGAAGAAAACACACAUUGAAAUACAACUUAAUCCACUCAGACCUCAAACG
Messenger RNA from Mugil cephalus (flathead mullet), 3439 nucleotides. RefSeq names its product CMP-N-acetylneuraminate-beta-galactosamide-alpha-2,3-sialyltransferase 1-like. Lineage: Eukaryota; Metazoa; Chordata; Actinopteri; Mugiliformes; Mugilidae. Gene Ontology annotation, molecular function: beta-galactoside (CMP) alpha-2,3-sialyltransferase activity. The coding region runs from base 1988 to 3028 and encodes 346 amino acids. The transcript has 6 exons. The record is from RefSeq and is a predicted model, not a curated record.